AUGUUUACGGGAGGAUGUGCGGGAGGAUGAGGUGUUUUAUUUGUCUCGUAUUUGUUUAGAAAGUUAAAAAAAAAAUUAAAAAUGUUACAACGAUUAAUUUACAAUAGUUUUGAACUAAAAAUAUCUCGGAAAAAUACACAGUUUCUGUUCAAUAUUCCGACCAGAGCUCCUUUGUGUCAGCAGUGUGGAUCCAGGUUAUACUCUCGGUAUAAGGUGCCAGUUGUACGAAAUUAUUAUGAAAGAACCUUCCAUAACAGACAUGGAUUAUUCAAUUAUAAGUUGCGGUACUACACAACUCAGGUGGACGCUCAGAAGAAGAACGAACAUAUUGAAAGUGUGAAAGAAAAAAAUCCAUUAGAAACUACGAAAAAGAUCAAUGUCAAAUUAAAGACAUCAGAACUGAAACGUUUAUUUACAUUAGCAGAACCUGAAAAAUGGACUCUUGCUGGUGCUAUUGGCUUCCUUAUAAUAUCAUCUAGUGUUACUAUGGCUAUUCCGUUUUCACUGGGUCAAGUGCUGGACAUCAUAUACAGCAGUACAAGCGACCUGGCUUCAGCCCGUGAGAAGCUUGACACACUGUGUCUGAUGCUGUGCGGAGUGUUCCUUGUGGGAGGCCUCUGUAACUUUGGCAGGGUAUAUUUAAUGUCCAUAUCAGGUCAAAGAAUGACCCAGUCACUAAGAAGACAAGUAUACGGAGCAAUAAUGCGCCAAGAGGCUGCUUGGUUUGGUAAAACCUCUACUGGAGAGCUAGUCAACAGGUUGUCGGCAGACACACAGCUGGUUGGCCGAAACCUCAGUCAGAAUGUCAGUGAUGGUUUACGCUCACUGUUCAUGGUUGGAGCUGGCACAGGCAUGAUGUUCUACAUGUCACCAUCACUGGCUCUCGUUGGGUUAUGCGUGGUCCCACCAGUGUCAAUGCUGGCCGUCAUAUACGGAAGAUUCGUGCGAGGCAUCACGAGGCAACUGCAGGAUUCUCUGGCUGAAGCUAGUGAGUUGGCCGAAGAAAAGAUUUCAAACAUAAAGACUGUGAAAGCAUUUAGUAAGGAAGAGGCCGAGUGUGAAACUUAUGGGCAACGAAUUGAGAACUUACUCAAAUUGGCUUAUAAAGAGUCUUUGGCCGUCGGUAGUUUCUACGGGAUGACGGGACUCGCAGGGAACACUAUUAUAAUCCUGGUUCUAUACUACGGAGGUGGUAUGGUUGCCGCCGAACAGCUGACUGUUGGCAAUCUGACGUCAUUCCUUCUGUAUGCGGCCUAUGUGGGCAUCAGUAUAGGAGGACUUAGCAGCUUUUAUACGGAACUGAACAAAGGAGUUGGGGCAGCUACCAGGCUUUGGGAUAUCAUUGAUAGAGUUCCUGCUAUUCCUGUUUCAGGUGGUUUAAGACCAGAACAGAAACCUAAAGGCGAAUUAAUAUUAGAAAACGUAUUUUAUUCGUACGUCGACGCUCCAUUAUUGAAAGGAGUGAACCUACACCUUUUACCCGGAAAGUCGAUUGCUCUAGUCGGGAGGUCCGGUUGUGGUAAAAGUACUAUAGCGUCGCUUAUAAUGAGGUUAUAUGACCCGGAUAAGGGCAGAAUAUUGCUGGAUGGGGUGGAUAUUAGAGAACUGGAUCCCGUAUGGCUGAGGAGUCACAUUGGUUUUGUUAGUCAGGAACCGGUAUUAUUCAGCGGGACAAUAAAGGAGAAUAUAUUAUAUGGCGCUUUGGAUGAGGAUCUUAAAGAAGAGGCAGAGCCGUCCUGGAUGGUAGCGGCAAGGACUGCUCAUUUGAGUGAACUAGUGGUGGGCUCACAUGAAGGGUUCAACCGGCAGGUCGGAGCGAGAGGCGGCCAACUAAGCGGCGGACAGAAGCAGAGAGUUGCUAUAGCACGGGCUAUUGUUAAGAACCCGAGAAUUCUUAUCUUAGACGAAGCUACCUCAGCCUUAGAUGCUUACUCCGAAUUCUUGGUCGACAAAGCCUUGAAGGAGAUCAGCAAAGAUAGAACAGUUCUCACCAUAGCUCAUAGGCUUAGCACCAUACAGUCCGCAGACGAAGUUGCAGUCAUGGAGAACGGUGUUAUCGUAGAAAAAGGCCCCUACCCAGAACUUAUUAUGAAACCAGGCGGUUUCUUCAAGGAACUCAUCAACCACCAAACAUUUGUCAAGAAAAAACGAGAACAACAUGAUGCUCAAAAGAAUUAAACUGUACCAAGACAAUUUGCAAGCGUUGUAAAUGUAAAAGAAGUAGUUUAAUUUAUUUUUAAAUAUUUGUUUUCUUACUGGUUAGUUCGUGAUCAAUGUACUAAUGUAUGUUGAGUUAUCAUUGAAACUGCGUUUUCGAUAGUGGGUAGUAAAAACCUGCUUUAUUACUAUUAUUAUAUACACAAUUAUUUCCUGUUAUUAGUUAACUGAUGUUUAUAAAUAAUAGAAAAAAAAUAGUAAAAAUGUUUUGUAAAUAAACGUAUUGUGCUAUUUAUCAGUGGCUCAGGGAACAAGAUUUCAUAAGGAUUAAAUAUAAUCCAAAAAUGUGUGCAAUAAUAAAGUAUGUACUCUUUAUAUUAUUUGUCUGUUUACAAAGGAAUGCCUUACGAUGUCGUGUUCAUGUGUGUGUAUCCCUUUGCCGCUGCUUUUUAUCCUGAAUAAGUUUGUGAUAAUUAUAUAGGUGAUAGUGUAUUUUAUUUUAUGCUGUGGCACGGAACAAAAUGCAAUAAUAAAUAAUUUGGGCUAUGUGUUCAAAAUGGAAUGUCGAAUUGUUACAUAAUUUAUUAAAUUUUAUCUGGUAAGGUUUAUAAAUCAUAGAGUGACAAACGGGUAAAGGAAUAUUUUUGUCUGACACAAAUAAAAUGGUUGUUGUUAUUUUAAAA
Messenger RNA from Helicoverpa armigera (cotton bollworm), 2840 nucleotides. RefSeq names its product ATP-binding cassette sub-family B member 10, mitochondrial. Bases 82 to 2178 code for a protein of 698 amino acids. Gene Ontology annotation, cellular component: mitochondrial inner membrane. Gene Ontology annotation, molecular function: ABC-type oligopeptide transporter activity; ATP hydrolysis activity; ATP binding. The transcript has 10 exons. Gene Ontology annotation, biological process: oligopeptide export from mitochondrion. The record is from RefSeq and is a predicted model, not a curated record. Lineage: Eukaryota; Metazoa; Arthropoda; Insecta; Lepidoptera; Noctuidae.